Messenger RNA from Hypoxylon trugodes, 1462 nucleotides. Its product is annotated as COX6A-domain-containing protein. Gene Ontology annotation, molecular function: enzyme regulator activity. The transcript is spliced from 4 exons. Gene Ontology annotation, biological process: mitochondrial electron transport, cytochrome c to oxygen. NCBI's taxonomy places the organism in Eukaryota, Fungi, Ascomycota, Sordariomycetes, Xylariales, Hypoxylaceae. Gene Ontology annotation, cellular component: mitochondrial inner membrane. The record is from RefSeq and is a predicted model, not a curated record. The coding region runs from base 711 to 1115 and encodes 134 amino acids.
CAUUCCACGAGGUAAUACGUAAUCCCAUCUUAUCGGUAUUUCUAGGAAUCUAAAUUCCGAGGAUAAUGCCCAUUCAUCCACUUUUUGGCUUUCUUUCUGCAGUUCCUCACCAUCGUCGGGUUCCUGUCCAGAGAUGCAGAGUUGUAAGAAAUAAAAUGAAAUUGUAAGUUUUGGAGAAGCGGAAGUGGAUUCACCGGGGAAGAAAGUGAUAACUGAUAUAAAUGCCCCUGUCGUUCUUUCCAGCCAUCUAACUAAGUUUUAUGAAACCUUUCCCCAUCAAUAUGCAUUGAGUAGUAUUAAGGCGCCUGCAUAUUUGUAUAGUAUUUCCAUGGGCAGGCACAAUAAACCUUAUCGAACAAGCAUUCAACAAGCAAGCAAGCAGUCGCGACGUUCAAAGCCGCGGAUGCGUCACGGUGCUACACCAAAGUAACCCGAGAUCCCGUGACUUGCGUCAUUCAUUCUAGCCCCCAGCUCAUAACCCCACUAUUUUAUCGACCCGCUUACUCAGACCAAUAGACAUAACCAUAUCCCCGUGGAUUUACCGAGGGAGUUAGCUCUAGCUUGGGGCAAACCAAUCAAACCUGACCUCAUUCGACAAUUGAAUCAGACCACUCUCUCAUCAAUAUCGACGAUACCUAAACCCUGAACAGAACAAUCUCCCCUCUUCAACAAACCACGAAGUCGAACGUACCGAACGAAACAAAUAAAAUAUGCUCCCGCAACGUCAGAUCCUUCGCGCGACGCCGCGAUUGACGGCUCAACUGCGUGCCGCUAACACCCCCGUCUUCCGUUCGGCCCUGCAGCGACGCUUCGCUUCCGAGAACGCUUUCGUCAAGGAGCGACAGGCUGUUAAGGAGCAUGCUGCUGCUACUACUGAACUCUGGCGCAAGAUUUCCAUCUACGCCGUCAUCCCAGCCCUAAUCCUCGCCGGUGUCAACGCCUACAACCUAUGGAACGAGCAUUGGGAGCACUGGUCCCACAUGCCCCCUCUAGAGGAGCGCGUCGAGUACCCCUACCAGAACAUCCGCACCAAGAACUACCCCUGGGGCAACGGUGACAAGACCCUAUUCUGGAACGACAAGGUCAACUACCACAACCGAGACAAGACCACUUAAGCCCAUCUUCCUAUAUCAGCGCACAUUUCGAAACCAUGGGAGAGAAACAAAAUCUUCCUCAGCAUGCAUGAAACCGGAUAGGGAAGAAGGGGAAGAAAUUACUCCAUAGAGCAGAAAAAAAACAGGUCACCCCUUGACAAGCGGGAUGGGAGGCGCCGUACUCGUUAUGUCUUGAAUGUUGUAGAUAGGCCCAUUCAUUUUCCCUUUGUCAAUACAAUACAAAAUUAUCUAUCACAUUACAUAUCGCAUAUUCUAAAGUACAAGUUCGCAGGAUAUAUGAAUGUAGUUUCUCUAAUCUGAAAUCUAGCGAGUAAGCAUCAAAUAAAUAACAUUUCAUAGGGUAUGUA